Messenger RNA from Rhagoletis zephyria (snowberry fruit fly), 942 nucleotides. RefSeq lists its product as uncharacterized. The record is from RefSeq and is a predicted model, not a curated record. NCBI's taxonomy places the organism in Eukaryota, Metazoa, Arthropoda, Insecta, Diptera, Tephritidae.
AUGCCAAAUGAAAGCGCAUGGCCUUCGCAUUGGUUUUUAAAAAGGAAAGGCGAAGCCUUGCUGCGGCAAUUAAGUUUGACACCUUUUAAUUCAGAGGAACUCAGCGCCAUGGAUCACGCUGAGCUAUCAGUUAGAUUGGAACAGCUGGAUCGUAUUCAGGAUCAGUUCGAAUCAACACAAUCUCAAUUGGAGGAAGAAGACCCCAACGAGAUGGAAACCAGCACUCGGGAUGAGUUCGCUGCCACUUUCAUACGAGCUAAGGCAGCAUUUACAAGGGAGUUGAAUAAGAUGGAUCCCCAGUUUAUGUCUUCAACGAGGAAUCCACCGCCUCAAGAGCAGUCAUCUGUGAUUGUGGUGAAGCAACCAAAGUCGCGCCUACCACAACUACAAUUGCCAUCGUUUGGAGGGGCAUACACAGAGUGGCCAAACGUUUUGGUCAUCUUUCAAACGGUUGUUCACAAUGACACCGAGCAGUCAAACCUGGAAAAGUUCCAGCACCUUCGUUCAUGCCUGAAGGGCGCAGCAAUGGACACCAUCCAGUCGCUCGAAAUUCGUGAUGAAAAUUACAUAAUUGCAUUAGAUUUACUUGUUCAAAGAUUCGAUAAUCGCCGUUUAAUUUUUCAGGCACACAUUCAAGAACUAUUCGGAUUGCAUUGGAUGAGCGCUGACAAGAAAUCAGGAGAACUGCGGGUGCUUGUGGACAAAGUUGUAUCGCAUGUUCGAGCGUUGCAGUCACUAGGCACCUCUGACCAAAUUGCCGAUUUUUUGCUCCAAUACAUCACAGCUCAGAAAUUGGAUGCUCUCACUCAUACACUAUGGGAAGAAAAGGUGCCGGCUGAGAAGCUGCCCACUUGGACGAACAUGGCAACGUUUUUGAAUAGGAGGUUCCAGACUCUGGAGAAUAUGACUCACGCUAUGGUAACACAGACACCUAGCGCAUAG